Messenger RNA from Drosophila melanogaster (fruit fly), 743 nucleotides. RefSeq lists its product as uncharacterized. The transcript has 3 exons. Bases 80 to 721 code for a protein of 213 amino acids. Lineage: Eukaryota; Metazoa; Arthropoda; Insecta; Diptera; Drosophilidae. The record is from RefSeq and is marked reviewed.
CAAAAUAUUUCCGAAAUUUCGUGUGAGAUCACAUAUUGCUUUUUUACGAAUACUGAUUUUCGAUCGCGUAAUUUGAAGUAUGAUUAAACUUAUGUCAGUUAAAUACCGCCUAUGUUCUCUGGGAAGUUCCUACGAAGUGAUUGAAGAUGCCUGCCGGGAUAGAUCAGGUUUCUUUAGUUUAUUGGAAUCCAGGAAAUUCAGGAUUGUGAGGCGCUGCUUUGCGAAAUACCUGAGUGAAGGCAUACCCUCUUAUCCUAUAUAUUAUUGGUUCGUCCUCAUAUUUAGUCUAUACGGAGCGAUACACAGCCUUUCCCAGUUUAGGAGGUCAAUCCUCACCAAUAAGGUUGAUGGGAGCUUCGAAAAUCCAAAAAAUAAGAGAAGACUCAGAAUGGCUGGAGCAUUUAUACAAGCCAAUAUCUGGAUGCAUCUGUUGUAUGCGGCUUUAUUGGUUUCACCUCAUCACAUGGCUCCCUGGUUAUUCGUCCAUUUGGGGAUACUUGCUUGCAAGUUGACUGCGGCGACCAUUAAAGGACACUUCAGAUGCCAGGGUGAUCUUCGAACCCGGACCACAAUAAAUGCAAUUGUAUAUGUGCUGGUUAUAGGUCUAGUUUACCUGGCUAUGAGGUCAUUUACCACUGCCUUAGCAAGGGAUGUUCCAGAAAACCUAAGGCUCUGCUUGAAAUUCAUAAAUCCUUUGCUCAAAUAUGUAAGAGGCCAUUGAAAGAUUAUAUAUGUUAAAAAUG